AAACCCGUUUGGUGGUUUUGCUUGUCACGCGAGAGCCUGCCCUAGCACCCGGAUUACAAACCCACCGGCGAGCGGCGAAAUCGGAGGCGACUCGCCGAGGGUUCCCGAUCCUCCGCCUUCUCGCCCGCUCCCCUACCGCCGCUGCUCCUCACCGCCGGCGACAGGCGGGACACCGCGGUCCAGCGCCCCCUCCCCCCCCUCCCCUCCGGAAGCCUCUUCGGUCUUCGCUAAUCGGGAGGCGUCGCCCCGCCCCGGCUCCCGGCCCCGCGCCCUCCGCCGAACUCUACUAGCACUGGGCUGGCGCGGACUGGAGCGGAGAUCGGUUCCGUGCCAUGUUGGUGAAGAUGCAAUUCGUGUAGAUCAAGCUCCAAUCUGAUGGAUUCUGAUGAAAAGAAGUUUGGAAAAGGGCCUAGGGAGCUCACUGGUGCUGUUGAUUUAAUCAGCCACUACAAACUGCUCCCGCACCAUGAUUUCUUUUGCAAGAAACCUUUGCCACUGGCAAUCUCAGAUACACAUUAUCUUCAUAAUGUCGUGGGAGACACUGAAAUUCGCAAAGGAGAAGGUAUGGAGCUGGAUCAACUCGUUCAGAAUGCAUAUUUGAGGAAUAAGCCUGCUUCUAUUCAGCCCUUUGAUAUGGAAAUACUGGGGCAAGCAUUCCAGCUUCGAGAAACAGCUCCAGUAGAUUUGCCCUCUGCUGAAAAGGGUAUACCUACUAUUUCGGGUAAACCGAAAAGUGAGUCCAAGGACAAAGAGAAGAAACAUAAAAAGCACAAAGACAAAGACAGGGAUAAAGAUAAGGAGCAUAAGAAGCAUAAACAUCGGCAUAAAGACCGGAGUAAGGAUAAAGAUAAAGACAAGGAUAAAGAUAAGAAAAAGGAUAAAAGUGGGCAUCAUGAUUCUGGUGGCGAUCAUUCAAAGAAACAUCAUGAUAAGAAGAGGAAGCACGAGGGAAUGGAGGACUCGGCGGAUGUGCAUAAGCACAAGAAGAGUAAGCACAAGAGUUCCAAAACCGAUGAAAUGGGGAAUGGACUUAGUUAACUACACUUCCUAGUUCUAGUCGUCAAUCCUUGUAACUUCCUGUUAAAAGGAAAUUCCGCUGGUUUCUGUCAUCAAAACUCUGCAGAAUAGUGGUAUCAUUAUCAUGAACUGAACCUGUUUGAUAAGAACACCAUAAUUGAGGUUGACUUGCAGCGUCGAUUCUGAUGCAAGUUGUAUUUGCUAAUAGGGGACUAAUCCAUUGUACCAUUGCGACUUUCUGUUCCUCCCUGAAGAACUGGUUGUAGGAACACUUGAAAGGACUUGCAACAAGAUUGUUUCGAUUACUAGGGCUAGUGCACCCUUCAAAAAUAGGUCUCUAACUGAACUCGUGAUGUAGUUGAGUACAUUGAGUAGUGGCGGAUAGAUAUAGAAUGCGCAGCCUAGAGAUGUAGUUGAGAGCAGGGAAUCAAAGCAUGUUUGUGUUUGCGGCGCCAAUCUUGAUUCAUAGAAUGGGAUGAUUUGCUGUUUAAUCAGUAGCUAAAUGCUGGUCGUCAGUCCCAAGUUUUUCUUAUGUGGCAAGUGUGUUUCUUUGGCAAACUGUGGCUGAUCCAUAUGGAUGGAAGGAAUAGGGUCAAAUGAGCCCAGUGCUCCUUAUUUAACCAUGAAUAAGGUUUCAUUGCUAAUGAAUGUAUUACAAAGUUUACUACUAGUA
Molecule: messenger RNA, 1690 nt
Organism: Panicum hallii
Lineage: Eukaryota; Viridiplantae; Streptophyta; Magnoliopsida; Poales; Poaceae
Product: mediator of RNA polymerase II transcription subunit 19a-like
Exons: 7
Coding region: 376-1038 (220 amino acids)
Biological process (GO): positive regulation of transcription by RNA polymerase II
Cellular component (GO): mediator complex
Molecular function (GO): transcription factor binding; transcription coregulator activity
Source: RefSeq, a predicted model, not a curated record